Molecule: messenger RNA, 1906 nt
Organism: Columba livia (rock pigeon)
Lineage: Eukaryota; Metazoa; Chordata; Aves; Columbiformes; Columbidae
Product: T-cell activation Rho GTPase-activating protein
Exons: 15
Coding region: 1-1794 (597 amino acids)
Biological process (GO): regulation of Rho protein signal transduction; signal transduction
Molecular function (GO): GTPase activator activity
Source: RefSeq, a predicted model, not a curated record
AUGGGCCAGGCCAACUGCUGCUGCGGCUCCAGGUGGGUUCCCCCUGCGGCUCGGGGACACGCGGGCACGGCCGGGCCCCGCAGCAGCGGCAUUUCUCAUGCCCGCCGCUCUCUGCUGGGCAGGGAGGCUCUCAGUGACACCGAGCCGGUGCUGAGCGCAGACGUGCGGCUGACCCGGGGCCGCAAGAGGAGCGAGAGGCGCCUUCUCCUCCUCCAGGAGGAACUGCUCAUUGCCAAAUUGCAACGUGGCAGCACCCUGCGCCCACAGCUCCGCCUGCCCCUGGACCAGCUGUGGGUGCUGAGUGGUGGGAAAGAGGCGGCGCAGGAGGAUGAAAACAAGGAAGAGGAGGGCAGUGAUGAGGAUGGGAGCUGCCUCAUCUUCAUCUGGCCCAGUGGCUCCUGUGUUGCCCAUUUUGGCUCGCAGGCACUGAAGGAGCUGUGGCUGAGCACACUGCUGGGAACACCUGAAGAAGCCAAGAGACCCCGUGUGACCCACCUACCGUCAGUGAAGCUCGUGGAGAAGGAGCUAAACCACCACCAUGCCGGGAGGACGUUCAACACCAGGAGCCUGGAGAGGCUGAUGGAGCACCAGGCAAAGGGUGAUCCCAAGCACGGGCCUCUGCCAGCCCCAUAUGGAAAUGGAGGUGAACUUGGUCACUCGGCAGAGGCUCUUGAUCUGUUUUCCUUUGCAGCAGGAGGCAGCAGCAGCAGCAGCAGGAGGAGGGGGCUGCCCUGGCCCUUCGCUCUGCGGCACAGCCGGGCCGCUGCCCAGGCGCCAGGGCAGGUGGUCUCCGGCUGCAGCAGGGCGCUGUUUGGCCAGCCCCUGGCAGCCCUCUGCGGGGAGGAUGGCACACUGCCCCAGCCCAUCCAGGAGCUGCUCGCUCUUCUACGUCAGGAAGGACCAUCGACGGAGGGGAUAUUUCGCAGAGCCGCCAGUGGAACAGCGCUUCGGGAGCUGCGUGAGGCCCUGGACCGUGGCCUGGACAUCGACAUGGGAAGCCAACCUGCUGAUCUGUUGGCCGUCGUCUUGAAGGACUUCCUCAGAAACAUCCCCUCCAAGCUCCUCGUGGAAGAUCUGUAUGAGGAGUGGAUGGCAGCCAUGGAGAACACCAGCACGGAGGAGACGGUAGAGGCACUGAAAGUGGUGUCCAAGAAGUUGCCAGCAGUCAAUCUCCUGCUCCUGAAGGAGCUGAUGUCCCUCCUGCAGCACAUUGGCCACAACGCAGCCACCAGCAGGAUGACCUUUAACAACCUGGCCAUCUGCGUUGGGCCCAAUCUGCUGAGCCCACCCAAGGAGGAGCUGCUGCCACUGGAGGCCAUGCUGGAGGUCACACAGAAGGUGAACAUGCUGGUGGAGUUUACGAUUAAGAAUUACAGCGACAUCUUUGGAGAGGAGGCAGCUGGUCUCUCCUGUUCAUCUGCCAAGGACUCACCAGUACCUAUGAAAAGAUCCACAGAUGGGCAUGUGGAAGAGCAAAGUGGCCCUACAGGCAGAGCAGACAAGGACCACCAGGCACCUUCAUCUUUCCCUCCAACCACCACUGGAAGUGUGGCAGAGUCCCUGGGGCUCCCGGAAGAGCUGAGGAGCCUUUCAGAGGAUAGAAGGUUUGAAGGCUCUCCCCAGGAUGAGGAAAAGAGAAGGAACAGGAAGAGAAAACACACCUGUGGAGAUUACAGUGACAACAACGUGGAAAAGAAGAGGAGGAAGAUGUUUGGGGAUGGAAAACUAAGAAGACGGAGGAUGGUGCCAAGGCUCAGGAAGCCCAGGUCCUGUUUUACUGUAACUGACUGUUAGACCUGUUGCUGUUGUUCACAAUAAAGUGUUUUGGAAGUUACAAGAAAGUGUUUUCUAAAUGUUGACUCCCCCGCGGUUGAUGUUCACAAUAAAGUGGUUUUUUUCUCUGUUC